AUGCUGAGACCGCGCCAAGGGCGCUGCGACCGUUCCACCGUUGCGUGCGACGCGGCCGAAUGGGUCGAAACGCAGGAGGAGCUUCAGGCGCUACUGGCAGACCCGCUGCUCGCUGACGUGGCGGCUGACGUGUCGCUGGAGGAAGUCGAGACGCUGAUUGCGGCGGAAACGGGCGGCGGGAUGAGGCUGCGAGUUAGGCGAUUAGAUGGCGGCGAGUAUGGUGAGAAGGGGAUGGCAACUCCCAAAUACCAACUUACUCGUCGCACGCUCUCCCGAGUACUUUUUUACCUGUAUCAGCAUCUCUACUUUUCCUCCUGUCUCCCUGCAGCAGUGGUGGUGCGGCAGUCAGCAACAGUGGGGGACCUGAAGGCUGCGGUUGAGAGGGAGGCGCGGAGAUGGGCGCAGGGGGAGGGCGCGGAGGCAGGGUGGGCUCGGGGGGAGAGUUGGCGAGAGAGGGGUGGCGUGCGGGAGCGAGGGCAGGGAGGGGAGGGAAUGGAGAGGAGGGAACGAGGGGAGGGCGGGCAGGAUGGUGGAGAGUUGAGGGAGAGGAGAAAGCGCGAGUGGGGAGGGAGAGAGAGUGUUGGGGAGGAGGGGAGAGAGGGGGUGAGGAGUGUGGAAGAUGGUGGUGUGAUGAGAGGUGGUGAGGAGGGAAGGCGAGGGGUGCGAGAGAAGAAGGCGAGGAGGGAGAUGAGGGAGAGGGAGAGGGGGGAGAGGGGGGAGAGGGGGGAGAGGGGGGAGAGGGGGGAGAGGGGGGAGAGGGGGGAGAGGGGGGAGAGGGGGGAAAGAGGUGAGAAAGAGGACAGGGGGGUCAAGGGGGGGAGGGAGAGGGAGGAGAGAAGGGAGAGAGGAGAGAGAAGCAAGGGAAGGGAGAGAAGGGAGGGGGAAGAGCAGGUAGAGAGUAACAAUAGGAGGGGAGAAGGUGGGGAGGUUGAGAGAGGAGGGCAAGCGGAUGAGGGAGGAGGGAAACAAAAUGUAGUUUUGGAGGAAGAGGGUGAAGUGGAGGAGGAGAAUGACGAGGAGGAAAAAGUGCAGGAGGGGGAGGAGGAUGGAGGGCAGUCAAGAGAUGGACAUGUUUAUGCAUUGCCGUCACACAGCCGAGGCAUCUCAUGGCGCUACAUCUGGUCGCAUGCAUGCCUGGCAGUGGACGCCCAUCCUCUCCCCUUCCACUCUCCCACCACCCCUCUGCUCGACCUCGGCCUCACCAACGGAGAUCAGCUGUGCUUUCUGCCCUACCGCCCGCCAACCACCAAGAGACACCAACGGGCCAGACACUGGCGAAUGGGAUGA
Molecule: messenger RNA, 1287 nt
Organism: Closterium sp. Naga37s-1
Lineage: Eukaryota; Viridiplantae; Streptophyta; Zygnematophyceae; Desmidiales; Closteriaceae
Source: the annotation of a GenBank genome assembly